This is a messenger RNA of Eubalaena glacialis (North Atlantic right whale), 468 nucleotides long. RefSeq names its product VCP nuclear cofactor family member 2 (gene VCF2). The transcript has 3 exons. The coding region runs from base 1 to 468 and encodes 155 amino acids. Lineage: Eukaryota; Metazoa; Chordata; Mammalia; Artiodactyla; Balaenidae. The record is from RefSeq and is a predicted model, not a curated record.
AUGGUUCCGGGGGGCCGGACUAAGGAAGGCUGCAGUGCCGGGAAGGUUUGUCAGAGCAACUGUGGCCUGUACCGGUCCAUCUCUGGUCCUCACCAUCAUCCCGCUUUGCUUCUUCGGCCAAUAUCGCCACGCUUCGGCUGGAAAAGAAGAAGGAAUCAUAAUAAAGAGGACAAUCACCAUUCUCCCCAGUCCAAAAGGAGUAAGAGAAACCCUGUCUUUCAGGAGUCUCAGGAUGCAGAGUCUUCAAGCAGUGAUAAAGACAGGAGCAGCAGCAGUGUUAAUACCCCAGAGAGAGUAAUCGGACCAGAAAGCAGCUUAAACCAGAUCGUUGCUGAACCCAACAUUAGUACACCUCAGUCCUCAUAUGAGGAGUAUGCACUAUGCCAAGGUUCUUACUCCCACAUCAACCAGAUCUUAAGGGAGGCACACUUCAACAGCCUACAGCAGCAAGGACAAUCUCCAGCAUGA